This is a messenger RNA of Xiphias gladius (swordfish), 2047 nucleotides long. RefSeq names its product SWI/SNF-related matrix-associated actin-dependent regulator of chromatin subfamily B member 1-like. The record is from RefSeq and is a predicted model, not a curated record. Gene Ontology annotation, biological process: chromatin remodeling; regulation of transcription by RNA polymerase II. The transcript has 10 exons. Gene Ontology annotation, cellular component: nuclear chromosome; nucleus. Gene Ontology annotation, molecular function: transcription coregulator activity. NCBI's taxonomy places the organism in Eukaryota, Metazoa, Chordata, Actinopteri, Istiophoriformes, Xiphiidae. The coding region runs from base 330 to 1475 and encodes 381 amino acids.
GAACGAAGAGUAAGGCCAGUGCAGCCUUCGUGGUUUUAGGAAAAGCCUCUACAAGACGAGAAAAGUCACAUAUUCGAUGUGUUUACUUAACAUAUUUUGCAAAGCUGGAUUGCCUAUUGUUGAUUUUAUAGUUUUCAGUUAAUUUUACUUUUUAUUUCGUUUUGCACAUGUUGAGCAGAUAUGCUACUAGUUUGUUAUUUAAAUGCAGUAAGCUGAAAUGAACGCUAUGUUCAAGGAGGACAUUUAUUUCCCAUCUUUACCGUAAACCCCGAACACAUCUGAAAAAGACAAGGCUACUUACUAGUUAGCUGGUUAGCGACUGCAUAAAGAUGCAACUAGCGCUAAGUAAAACGUUUGGUCAGAAGCCAGUUAAAUUUCAGUUAGAACAAGAUGGGGACUUUUACAUGGUUGGGUCGGAGGUUGGAAACUAUUUACGUAUGUUCAGGGGCUCUCUGUAUAAAAGAUAUCCAUCUUUAUGGAGGAGGCUAGCCUCAGUGGAGGAGAGGAAGAAAAUCGUAGCAUCAUCACAUGCCACUAGUGUUACUCUGCUGAAGGCAUCAGAAUGUGAAGAGAUCUUCGAGGGUAAUGAUGAGAAAUACAAGGCAGUGUCCAUCAGCACGGAGCCCCCACCUUACCUCAGCAAGCCCACCACCUGGCACAUCAGCUAUCCAAUAUCCCAGGAGCAGAAAGCAAAGAGGAGCAGUCAGUGGGUCCCCACACUGCCCAAUAGUUCUCACCAUCUAGAUGCUGUACCUUGCUCCACCACCAUCAACCGUAACAGAAUGGGCCGUGACAAGAAGAGGACCUUCCCUCUGUGCUUUGAUGACCAUGACCCUGCAGUGAUCCAUGAGAAUGCAGCCCAGGUAGAGGCUCUGGUUCCCAUUCGUCUAGACAUGGAGAUAGAUGGACAGAAACUGCGAGAUGCCUUCACAUGGAACAUGAAUGAGAAACUGAUGACCCCAGAGAUGUUUGCAGAGAUUUUGUGUGAUGACCUGGACCUGAAUCCUCUGGCCUUUGUCCCUGCGAUUGCCUCAGCCAUUCGUCAGCAGAUUGAGUCCUACCCCACUGACAGCAUACUAGAAGAGCAGGCAGACCAGAGAGUCAUCAUCAAGCUGAACAUUCACGUGGGGAACAUCUCUCUAGUGGACCAGUUUGAAUGGGACAUGUCGGAGAGGGAGAACUCCCCGGAGUCAUUUGCAUUGAAGCUGUGCUCUGAGCUGGGUCUGGGUGGAGAGUUUGUAACCACUAUCGCCUACAGCAUUCGUGGUCAGCUCAGCUGGCACCAGAGGACCUACGCCUUCAGUGAGAACCCACUCCCCACAGUAGAGAUUGCCAUUCGCAAUACAGGGGAGGCAGACCAGUGGUGCCCCCUGCUGGAGACCCUCACAGAUGCUGAAAUGGAGAAGAAGAUCCGAGACCAAGACAGGAACACAAGGCGUAUGAGGAGACUGGCCAACACUGCUCCGUCCUGGUAGAAAGAGACAUGAAGCUACAUUAGUUGACGUGUCCCCUGGAGUCUUUGGUUAUUCUUAAUCAAGUAAAUACACAGAGAGUUACACACAAACACACACACACACACACACACACACACACACACAGGUCAUUAAUGAAGCAUCUGGAUGUCCCUGUAAGCAUGAAAACAGGUGGGCUCAGUCUCAAUGGGCAUGUCACGGACUGAACGCCACACACAAAUCCAAUCGUUCCUCUGCACAUACAGUUUACCAUUAUCAUGUUUCACUAUGCUUUUAGGACAUCAGUCAUGGUAACAACUCAAAUCUAACCUUAGAUCAGUGUUUACUAGUUUUUGUCAUUGAAGGUUUAUCUGAUGUCUGUUAUAAGUUACUGUUACACACCACACCAGGCAACAUCCACACUACACAACAAAACAAAAUCCUUGGCAUUAUAGUACAAUGACUGAGUAUAAUGUAUCUGUAUGAAUGGUUAUAGAAAUGACACCAUGAGUUUGUGAUGUUACACUGUUCUGGACAGCAUCUGUAUAACAUCCCCAGUCUUGAUGACAACUCAAUUACAUUCUAGAGACUUGUAA